AUGCUCCCAUGGCUUGCCGUCUGUCGACGUGCUGCCCUCAGACCUGUCUUUGACUCGCCCUAUGCCCUGAAGUCGGCCUUCGUCAAUGUCGCUCGCUCACGGAGAACAUACGCGACCGCGGCACCCCCGCUGGAGAACAUACGGAACAUUGCUAUCAUUGCACACGUCGAUCACGGAAAGACCACUCUUGUAGACCAGCUCCUCCGCUGCGGAACAACAUGGGAGCAAGCGGAUGCGGGGACGGACCGGGUCAUGGAUUCAAACACUCUGGAGCGCGAGCGUGGCAUUACUAUCCUUUCCAAGACGACUUCAAUCACCUACGUUACCGAGAAGACGAAGUCCCCCAUCCUCGUCAACAUCGUCGACACGCCCGGACAUGCGGAUUUCGGUGGGGAAGUCGAGCGGAUCAUGAGCAUGGUGGAUGGUGUCGUACUGCUGGUGGACGCGACGGAGGGACCCAUGACACAGACCCGAUUCGUGCUGGACAAGGCUAUCAAGCGUGGGAUCAAGGUCGCGGUCGUGCUGAACAAGGCUGACCGCCCGUCAUCUCGCCCCGACCAAGUAGAAGCGGACCUCUUCGACCUCUUUGCUACCCUGGAAGCCUCCGACGAGCAGAUCGAGUACCCAGUCCUGUACUCCUCUGCCAAGGAGGGCUGGGUCACUAGCUCGUUCCCCGUCGAGGAGAAGAAGCCCAUGUCCCACCUACUGGAAACCGUCAUCGACUACCUCCCCGCACCAACCCACCUCGACCGCUCAGGACCCUUCUCCAUGCUCAUCGUCCAGAUUGAGGCGGACUCGUACGUCGGCAACAUGUUCCUUGGGCGCGUUCAGUCUGGUACGGUCAGCGUUGGCGACACGCUUUGGGCUCUGGACAGCGAGACUGGGCAGAAGGUCGGCGAAGGCAAGGUCAAGAAGCUCAUGACGAGCAUGGGUGGAAUGCAGAAGGUUGAGCGCGACUCGGCCGCUGCGGGCGAGAUUGUCAGCAUCGCCGGUAUCAAGGGCGGCGCGGUCAAUGUCACGCUGGUGCACCCCGAAGGUUGGGGAGCGGAAGGUCCCAAGGCUAUCGAGACGACACCUAUCGAUCCACCGACCAUCUCUACGAUCAUCUACCCCAACGACGGUCCCCUCGCUGGUCAAGACGGCUCCAAGCUCACGUCGCAAGUCAUCAAGGAGCGAAUUUACAAGGAGGCUGAGACCAACGUCGCGCUCAAGGUCCUUCCUGGUCCCACCUCCGAGGCAAUCGAGCUUCGCGGACGUGGUGUUCUCCACCUCGGUAUCCUCUUCGAGACCCUCCGCCGCGAAGGCUUCGAGUUCCUUAUCGGCCCGCCCAAGCCCGUCCUCCUCCCCGACCCCGACAACAAGGGCGGCUGGCUCGAGCCCGUCGAGCGCUGCGAGGUCGUCAUGCGCGAGGAAGCCUCCGGCACCGUCAUCCAGCAGCUCACCAUGCGCAAGGGCGAGAUGGUCUCCUACCACUCCGGCGGGGAGGCAGGCUUGUCCGACGGCUGGGUCAAGGUCGUCAUCGACAUCCCCGCGCGCGGCCUCAUCGGUUACAUGGCCGGCGAGUUUAAGAACGACGUCCGCGGCGAGGGCACGCUCAACCACACCUUCCUCAAGUACGCGCCGCACUUCGGGCCGUUCGGCACCUCGCGCAACGGCUCGCUCAUCUCGAUGGCGGCGGGCGAGUCGAGCGGGUAUGCGAUGCAGCCGCUGCAGGCGCGCGGCAUCCUCUUUAUCCACCCGCAGACCGCGGUCUACCCCGGCAUGGUUAUUGGGGAAUGCAACCGCGCAGGCAGCGACCUCUACCUGAACCCCUGCAUCAAGAAGCAGCUCACGAACAUCCGCGCGGCAGGCGCCGACGAGAAGAUCGUUUUGAGCGCGCCGCGCGUUAUGGGCUUGGAGGAGCUCGUCGCAUAUAUGAACGAGGACGAGAUGGUCGAGGCAACACCGAGCACUGUCCGCUUGCGCAAGCGGAUCCUCGACCCGAAGACGCGCGAACGGAUGAAGAACCAGAAGGGCGCCUUCUAG
Molecule: messenger RNA, 2025 nt
Organism: Schizophyllum commune H4-8
Lineage: Eukaryota; Fungi; Basidiomycota; Agaricomycetes; Agaricales; Schizophyllaceae
Exons: 4
Coding region: 1-2025 (674 amino acids)
Cellular component (GO): cytosol; ribonucleoprotein complex
Molecular function (GO): GTP binding; GTPase activity
Source: RefSeq, a predicted model, not a curated record